AUGGAAAACACAUCAAGAGCACUAGUUUUAGUUGUAGUUUUAUGCGUUGCGGUUCUCAUCACUCCAGGAGCGGCUAAUGAUCAACCACCGAGCUCAUGGUCAAAAUCUCCACUGACUUCUCCUGUCGACCUAGAGAAAUGCUGGAUGUCUCUUUUCAACGUCGAAGGAUGUGUACUCGAACUCAUCCAAUCAGUUUUCUCAGGCAAGUAUGGAAAAGUUGGAGUCGCGUGUUGCAAAGCGUUUUCCACCAUUGAUGCUAACUGCUGGCCUUAUAUGUUCCCCUUAAACCCUUUCUUCCCACCUCUUAUUAAAGACAGUUGUGCCCACAUCGUACCAAAGUUACCCGCACACAAGUGA
Microthlaspi erraticum is the source of this 357-nucleotide messenger RNA. The record is from the annotation of a GenBank genome assembly. Lineage: Eukaryota; Viridiplantae; Streptophyta; Magnoliopsida; Brassicales; Brassicaceae.